GCAGUAGCGAUUGAAAACGGACCACGGGGACCGCACGCGGACGUACCAUACGCGUGUGCAGUGUGCGCGGCUAUUAACCCAGGGAUAUAAUAAUUAUUUUUUUAAAGUAAAGAUUAAAGAAGAAAAACCUAUCAAAGCUAUUUCUAAUAAUCCCUCAAACAAAAUAAUACGUACACAUACAGUUUAAAUAGCCAUACCAUUGUGAAUAAAAUAGUAAGUGUACCACUGAUUACGUUAAAACACUGAUAAAUAUGGCGAACAACGUAGCACCGGACUCGUGGGAACAGCAGGCGGACAAUGGUGAUACGACAACUGCCGACAGUAAAUUUAUCGAGGGUAAAUUUUCAACAUUGAACGUUAAUGCAGCGGAAUUUGUGCCUUCCUUCUGCAUAAAUACAAUACCAGAUAAAACAUCAACGAGUUUGCCAACGAGUGUUGACGACAGUUGUGUGGAUAACAGUACCGGGAAUACUACAGGCGACACGCCAAUUGGUGAUACCAAUACUGCUGAUGUCGCCGUGACCACCUUUGUACCACCCGAGACUCAUCAUGCUGCGACUGUACCAGCUCUGCCACCCGAUCCUGUCAGUAACAGGAUGGACGAGCCACCCGCAGGCGGGGGAGCACCUCCACCGAGUGUCACUGAUCCCGAGGCCAGCAAUAGCAGCCCCGAGCAUCAGCCAGCCGACUCCUGGGAAGAGGCUGCUGUAGAUGGUGAUCCAUUACUAACACCAGAGAAUGAAGAAGCUGAUAUCGAGGAGGAUGAAGAAGCAGUUGUGAAAGUAACUAAAAAGAAGCCUGUCAAAGUAACAGAGGAUACUAAAAGUAAAAAGGAACACGUCAAUGUGGUUUUUAUUGGACAUGUCGACGCUGGUAAAUCAACAAUUGGCGGUCAAAUAAUGGCUCUAACAGGUAUGGUAGACAAGAGAACACUCGAGAAAUAUGAGAGAGAGGCUAAAGAGAGGAGCCGAGAGACGUGGUACUUGAGUUGGGCCCUAGAUACCAAUCAAGAGGAGAGAGAGAAGGGAAAGACAGUUGAAGUUGGCAGAGCGUACUUUGAAACUGAGAGAAAGCACUUCACUAUUUUGGAUGCACCAGGACACAAGAGUUUUGUACCAAAUAUGAUUGGUGGUGCUGCUCAGGCUGAUCUUGCUGUACUCGUUAUAUCAGCUAGAAAGGGGGAAUUCGAGACUGGCUUUGACAGGGGUGGACAGACGAGAGAGCAUGCUAUGCUUGCUAAAACAGCUGGUGUUAAGCAUCUUGUGGUACUAGUUAAUAAAAUGGAUGAUCCAACUGUCGAGUGGGAUGAGAAGAGAUACAACGAGUGCAGAGAUAAAAUUCUGCCUUAUCUCCGCAAACUAGGAUUCAAUCCAGCUAAAGAUCUCACAUUUAUGCCUGUAUCGGGACAAUUAGGAAUUGGACUGAAAGAUCCUAUUCCAGAGUCACUAUGUACAUGGUACACGGGCCUACCUUUCAUCACAUUCAUCGAUUCUCUACCGUCGUUAAAUCGUAAGAGUAAUGGACCAUUUAUCAUGCCAAUUGUUGAUAAGUAUAAGGACAUGGGGACGGUCGUCAUGGGAAAAGUUGAGGCGGGAGAGGCGAGAAAGGGACAAGCAUUAUUAGUCAUGCCAAACAGGACAGCCGUAAUUGUGGAUCAACUGUGGUCUGACGAUGAAGAAGUUACGUCCGUAGGACCUGGUGAGAACGUGAAAAUAAAACUCAAGGGAAUAGAGGAAGAAGAUGUUAGCCCUGGCUUUGUCCUUUGUGACGGCAAUAAUCCCAUAAAAACAGGCAAGACAUUCGACGCUCAAGUUGUCAUAUUAGAACACAAGAGUAUCAUCUGCGCUGGAUACAGUGCAGUCAUGCAUAUUCACUGCGCAGCCGAAGAAGUCACUGUCAAGGCGCUUAUAUGUCUCGUUGAUAAGAAAACUGGUGUAUAUAGUAAAACGCGACCGAGGUUCGUCAAACAGGAUCAGGUUGCUAUUAUGAGAAUAGAAUGUGCUGGAGUUAUUUGCCUUGAAAAAUUCAAACUAUUUCCACAAAUGGGACGAUUCACCCUCAGAGACGAAAAUAAAACAAUUGCCAUCGGCAAGGUGCUGAAGGUGGUCGAGUAAGAGAAUCAUUAAAUUCCACCACCACUUUGCUCAACUUCGUCGAUCGUAGCUGCAGAUCAAUGGCAAAUGAAAUCCUGAACAAUUAAUAGCAAUGUCGCGCGUGUGUGUUGAUUAACGGUAAAUUGAAAACAAUAUAAAUUACAAUUAAAUUGCAACGACCGAUUGAGUCGGAUGGUGUCGAUGAAAUCAACACUAGCAAAAAUGUUCAAAUAAGUUAACGAGUUUCAAGCGAAAUAGUUUUGCAUAUCGAUUGCUCCAUUUUAUCCCUGUGGAUUUUUGAGUCACUGGAGAGCUGCAUUGGCCUUGCUAUUUUUUACUUUCAUUUUAAAGUAGAAAAUACUUUUUCCCUAAAGUCAAUUGUUCAUGUCCAUUACGACCGUUCAUGCCCUUCAUACAUUUCCUUUGUUUCUCACAGACAAUUGGAAUAUAAGUUGAAUGAAAAGGGGAAGAAAUAGGUGAAUGUGCGUGACUGGUUUUUAGAAGGUUGUAAAAGCCUCGGGUAUUGGGUUUUUUUCCAUUGCGAAGUUCUAGAUGGGUUCAUGACCUCAUUCAGAAUUUUUCGUUCCUUUCUUUAACAUCGAAUUCUCUCACGCAAUCUACUAUCGGACUACUCAAUUAAACACGAAUGCUGGAUUCAAGAGGAGUCGAAAAAAAUUAAUAGAGAUUCGCUAAGAAAUCCUAAUAAAUUUAUAUCAACAGAUUAAUUAGCCUUCCUCCAAUUUUAUUGACAAAUUCUACCGCUCGUCUGCCCGAAAUUAUUAAUUUACAGGUCAUUGUCUCCUCGAAAAAAAAUGUGCUGGGACGAUAAAUUUUAAUAGAAUGGGUGUAAAAGGAUGAUAAUUUCCCACAAAGUGCUGCUCUUUUCUAGAAAAAAAAUAUUUCCGUACAUGUAAUCUUUAAUAAAUCAUCUUUUACAUGAAACGUGUGGAAAACAGUCACGCACGUUCACUCAAGCUAAUAUAUACCCAAAUUACAUACCUUCUUGCUGCUGUGCAUCCAUCGUUGUCGGUUUAUUAUCCACCCAUUUUAAUCACAAAUUAAAAUAACAGUAAUUUUGAAGCAUAACGCGCGGCUUUGCACAUCUACGACGGUACUUGGCAUUUCCGUGAGGAAGCAAGUCAUAACGGUUGAAAAUUUGUGAAAAUAAAUAAAGUGGAACCAGAUAAAUAAAAGAUAAUCUAAAAAAAAUCAACUUGUGACUAUAAACUCGUUGGAAUGGACAUUACGAAUGCAAACAGCCUCUCACACGAAGAAUUCACUUCUUCUGUAACUCUUAUUAAUUUUCUUCCUAUUUCUCAACAAUUUUACAAGCGUUUAUUUCUCUAUUCAUCUCAAGUCACGUAAUAGGAAUGGCAAUAUCGAAUUAUGAGAGGAAAAUGAAUACGAGGGGAAUUAUAGAAAGGAACUUUUCAUUUUAGUUGGAGAGAUUAAUAACUGAAGAUAAAUAAUUAUGAAUUAUUGUAUCAUUAUUCUUCAUUAUUAUCGCUAAUAUCUACUAAUAAUUAUUGAAUUGGCGGCUAGAUAGUGAUAAAAAUUGAAGAGAAUCAUAAAAUUAGUAGCAAGAAAUUUUUUUUAAUGAAUGAAUAAUAAAUAAACAGACGAUUACAUAAAUUAAAAACAACACUUGGUAUGCAUUCGUAAAAUGGGCUGGUGUUAUGCAACAAGAAUAACUAAUUGAAAUAUUAUUAUUAUUAUUAUUGCUAUAUUAUUAUUAUUGUACUGUUUCUUAUUUUAUUGCCAUUAAAAACGAGUUUACGAUAA
Diachasmimorpha longicaudata is the source of this 3875-nucleotide messenger RNA. RefSeq names its product eukaryotic peptide chain release factor GTP-binding subunit ERF3A (gene eRF3). Gene Ontology annotation, cellular component: translation release factor complex. The coding region runs from base 252 to 2114 and encodes 620 amino acids. Gene Ontology annotation, biological process: translation. Lineage: Eukaryota; Metazoa; Arthropoda; Insecta; Hymenoptera; Braconidae. The record is from RefSeq and is a predicted model, not a curated record. The transcript is spliced from 5 exons. Gene Ontology annotation, molecular function: GTPase activity; translation release factor activity; GTP binding.